AAAGAAGGCUAGAAACAAAGAAAAAUCAAUAAAACUAGAAAUGUCUAUUUACAAUAUUUUUUAAUAAAAAACUAUGAAUAAACUAUUUUACAUAUUUUCUUUUAUAGUUUUAUCACAUGGAUUCCCCACUGAAACGACUUUUAAUAUCUCAAACACAACGAAAAAUCCUUCAACCAGCUUAAUAAUAAAAAGGCAAUAUUCAAAACCAAGAAUUGUUAGUAACAUUUAUCAUUCAAGUCCCGGAUUUAUGUCUCCAAUAAAUCCCAUGGAAAAUCUUCUCCUUUACAUUUUACUUUCGGCCGGAAAAGAUAUUGAUGAUGAAGAUUUUCCGAGAGAAAGUGAGCGAAAACGAUCACCGGAUAUCUUUUCGGACGCAUUAGGAGAUUUAGUUAACGGAAGUAAGGGUGUUUUUUCAAGGAUUGAUGAAACGUUUAGAUCCCCUCGCGAGACUUUCACGGAUUUAGAGAUCCAUCCACACCCGAUGUCGCAAGAAGGAACUUGCAUGUGUUUUAAUAGAAUUAUCCGGACGAGAUCUAAUCACCACUUCGAACCAAUUUUACAUCCAAAAAUAACUAGAGAAAAAGUAAUAAAAAGUGAUGAUUUAAAAGAGAAAAAGAACGCUAACAGAAUAAAAAAGGGCAUGGAUGAAGGAGUGAAGGUUAAUUUUGAAAAUUCGACUCAAAACACAUCAUUUGGUGGCGCCGUUAGGAUCUUGAGGGUUUCCGAUUUAGAUGGAGAUGAAAAAAUUGGAAAAACUACCGAGGGGAACAUAAUAAAUGGAAAUUUUUCUAAUUUAAGUAAAGUUGGGGAUGAUUUUGACGAAAUGAUUUUGGAGUUACAACGUACAUCUCAAAGUGGAGAUGAAGCGUUGAAAAAAAGGGGUAAUGCGGAGAGGGGGCCACCUCCUUGGCUGGAGAGUUUAAAAUCGCCAAAAGAAUUAAAAAAAUUUUCGUAUCAAAAAGAUGUAAAAGAAAAACGGAACGAAUCCACUGAAAAAGUCGACGAUGAUGGGUAUUAUUUUUUAUUCUAUAGCGGUGGUACCGAAAACCGUACCACCGCUAAUAAAAAUGAUUUCAAACGCGACCCAAAAAUCGGUUUUGAAUUUGCAAAUUUUUUAAGAAAAUUACAAAACGUUAAUUACGACCCUUUAAUGGUCGAUAACGAUCAAAAUGUAAUCUUAAAUAUUAUUAAACGAGAUGAUAAUGAAACUGGCCCAACACAAAAAGAAAAGGAAGAAGCACCCCCGAGAUCAAAAGAGAGAAAAAGUGAUAAUGCAACCUCAAAUUCAACUUUAUUUCCGGACGAUUACGAAGAAGACGGUGAAUCACCACCGGAAGGGAAUCAUGAAAAACAAAGCAAUACUUAUUUAUAUUCAGUAACACUUCCAACAGCUUUGUGUAUCAUUAUUUUAAUAGUAGGUAUAUGUAUCUUAUCGAAACCAGCUGGUCGAUGUUGUGAACGUUUUCUUCGAAAUCCCGAUCAACCUUACCAAGAGCGUGUAAUCAAAUCCCGUGGUGCUUCUCCAAAGGGAAGUGGUCGUAAUAGCAAGGUUUUUAAAGCAUCACGGGAAGACUUAAACGAUCAAGUUCCUCCUCAAGGAACUUACUAUGGUAAGGGACCAUCUCCUCAACCACCGGAGCGGCAUAGUGUUGUUGGUUUUGGAAAUGUUGAGUGGCGAAAACAUCCAGGCAAUGAUUAUAGUGGCCUAAAAGAACACGAAAUUAUUUCAGUUAUGGAUGAUAAAGAAUAUGAAAAGGAAAUUAACAAGAAUAAAAAUGAGGAAAAAGCCGUUCCUUUUGGUGAUGUUAGAAUUUAAAAAAAAAGGAAAAUGAUUUUCUAUUUUUAUAAUUUAUAAUGUUAGUUAUUUUUUUAAUAGUGAU
Molecule: messenger RNA, 1880 nt
Organism: Onthophagus taurus
Lineage: Eukaryota; Metazoa; Arthropoda; Insecta; Coleoptera; Scarabaeidae
Source: RefSeq, a predicted model, not a curated record